Micropterus dolomieu (smallmouth bass) is the source of this 1105-nucleotide messenger RNA. Its product is annotated as dihydropyrimidinase-like. Gene Ontology annotation, biological process: pyrimidine nucleobase catabolic process. Gene Ontology annotation, molecular function: dihydropyrimidinase activity. Bases 35 to 1090 code for a protein of 351 amino acids. Gene Ontology annotation, cellular component: cytosol; cytoplasm. NCBI's taxonomy places the organism in Eukaryota, Metazoa, Chordata, Actinopteri, Centrarchiformes, Centrarchidae. The record is from RefSeq and is a predicted model, not a curated record. The transcript is spliced from 6 exons.
UCCCAACCCUUUCCUUCUCUAGGUCAAACAAGAGAUGCAGACACUGACCAAAGAGAAGGGAGUGAAUUCCUUCAAGAUGUUUAUGGCCUAUAAAGAUGUGUAUAUGCUGCAGGACUCUGAGCUAUAUGCUGCCUUCUCCCAGUGUAAGGAGGUUGGAGCUAUAGCUCAGGUGCAUGCUGAAAAUGGAGACCUGAUCGCAGAGGGGUCUAAGAAGAUGCUGUCAAUGGGCAUCACGGGGCCCGAGGGCCACGAGCUGUGUCGGCCAGAGGAGGUGGAGGCCGAGGCCACCCAGCGAGCCAUUACCAUCGCCCAUGCUGUCAACUGCCCGCUGUAUGUGGUCCAUGUCAUGAGCAAAUCUGCCGCCAAGGUGGUGUCUAAUGCACGCAGAGUUGGUCGUGUGGUGUUCGGGGAGCCCAUUGCAGCUGGAUUGGGCACUGACGGUACUCACUACUGGCACAAAGAAUGGGCCCAUGCUGCUGGCUUUGUCAUGGGUCCUCCCCUCAGACCUGACCCCAGCACCCCUGGGUACCUCAUGGACCUACUAGCCAAUGAUGAUCUCAGUGUGACGGGGACGGACAACUGCACCUUUUCUGUGUGCCAGAAGGCUCUCGGCAAAGAUGACUUCACCAAGAUCCCUUAUGGAGUGAACGGAGUGGAGGACAGGAUGUCUGUCAUCUGGGAGAAAGGAGUGCACAGCGGCAAAAUGGACGAGAAUCGAUUUGUAGCCGUCACCAGCAGCAACGCAGCAAAAAUCUUCAACUUCUACCCGCAGAAAGGCCGUAUCGCCAAGAACUCAGAUGCUGAUGUGGUUAUAUGGGACCCCAAGAUGACAAGGAAGAUAUCAGCCAAGACACACCACCAGGCUGUGGACUACAACAUCUUCGAGGGCAUGGAGUGCCACGGUGUCCCUGUCAUCACUAUCUCAAGAGGGAAAGUGGUCUAUGGAGAUGGGCGACUGAAAGUGUCACCAGGGCACGGCAAAUUCAUCCAUAGAAAACCCUUCUCUGAAUUUGUUUACAAAAGAAUCAAGCAAAGGGACCAGGUCAGUCGAGCCCCACAAGUUUCAUUACUAGAAAAUAACAUUAGUUAGUAAAAUGUUACCACU